Messenger RNA from Anolis sagrei ordinatus, 1611 nucleotides. RefSeq names its product isochorismatase domain containing 2 (gene ISOC2). The record is from RefSeq and is a predicted model, not a curated record. NCBI's taxonomy places the organism in Eukaryota, Metazoa, Chordata, Lepidosauria, Squamata, Anolidae. Gene Ontology annotation, cellular component: cytoplasm.
UGGCUGUUCUGAGGGUUCUGAGGGAAGGGAGGAAGUGGAAGAGGGGUGAGAAGCAGGGACUAAAGCGGUUUGGAUUCACCAUUUUGUUCGUGUGAAGGCAGCGUCGAGGUGGGUUUCUUGGCAAUGUCAGUGGCACGGCUUGGAAAAGUAGCUCCCAAAACAAGCAUCCUAUUCCUAUGCGACAUGCAAGAGAAAUUCCGUCCCACCAUCAGCUACUUCCCUCAGAUUGUGUCUGUGGCAGCUCGGAUGUUAAAGGUUGCCAAAGCGCUAGAAAUUCGCACGGUGGUAACUGAACAAUAUCCACAAGGUUUGGGCCCAACAGUGCCAGAAUUAGGUGCUGAAGACCUCCCCAAAUACUCCAAGACCUGCUUUAGCAUGUUCAUCCCAGCCGUGGAAAAAGAGAUGGCAGCUGUUCCUGACCUGAAGUCUGUGCUUUUAUGUGGAAUUGAGACACAGGCGUGCAUCAUGAGCACAGCCCUGGAUCUCAUGGAGCGAGGCCUGGAUGUCCAUGUCGUGGCGGAUGCCUGCUCUUCUCGCAGUCAGGUGGACAGGAUCAUCGCAUUGUCCCGUUUACGUCAAAGUGGGGCCUUCCUUACCACCAGCGAAGGACUUAUCCUCCAGCUUGUCAGGGAUGCUGCCCAUCCCCGUUUCCGAGAGAUCCAGAAGCUUAUUAAGGACCCUGCUCCAGACAGCGGACUCCUUCCCCUCAUAGCAGGAUCAAACCCCCUUUUCAGUUAGCUCUGUUGCUGUUCAAUAAAUGGUCAUCCUUCUUCACCAAAGCAUCUCCAGACAAUAAGUUUGACUGCUGCUGCGCUUUGGAAAUAGAAGAAACAGAAUGAAGACCGGCCAUGUAAAUGUUCAAGCAAGGCAACAAUAAGGUUGUAACCUGCCUAGAAGUGUAAAUACACACUUUGAAGGCUCUUUAAGGUUACUCGUUGGGGUGAAAGGAACACUUAUUUUGUGAAGGCACUGGGUUCAAAAGUAGUAUUUCUUCCUUUUCUGGGUGUGGAGAGAUAUCUUGAAAAAGUAACUCUUAUGAAUUGCAACUCCCAGAUUUUAGUCUUGUAGUCAAAAAAUGUAACUUUUCCAAGCUAAUGGAGAAAAGAUUUCUCAGAGGAAGAGGAGUCUUGUUCAAAAGAUAUAACUAUACAUCAGGCAUGGGCAAACUUCGGCCCUCCAGGUGUUUUGGACUUCAACUCCCACAAUUCCUAACAGCCGAUAGGCUGUUAGGAAUUGUGGGAGUUGAAGUUCAAAACACCAGGAGGGCCGAAGUUUACCCAUGCCUGCUAUACAUGUUUAUGCCCUCUCAUACCUACCUGUGCUGUGAUUAUGUUGUCACUGCAACCUAUGAAAUCCUGGGAUUUGUAGUUUGGAGCACUAGAGCUCUUUGCUACUCACUAAACAAGAUUCCAUAGGAUGCAACCAUGGCAGGUAAAAUGGAAUCAAAGCACCAUAAGCAUGUUAAAUUGAAAGAGACUUUGCUACGCAAUCUGUAUGCAAAUGUUUUUAAAUUUUGCACUUGUAAAAAAAAAAAAAGAUUCUGCAACUGGGAAAAUUCCAUCCUUUGUAAACAGAGCAAAAGAUGUUGAAAUAAACAUUUGCACAUACGUA